GCAGCAGCGACAGCAGCAGCAGCAGCCGCAGCCCAGCACCCACCAAGCACCAUGUUCGCAGUCAGGAUGGUAGUGGUUCUGGCGGCGUGCGCCGUGGCCCGCGCCGGCGUGGUCCCCGCCGCCCCCGUGGUGGCUGCCGCCCCCGCGGCGGCGCUGGCCUACUCGCGCGCCGUGCCCUACAACGUGCCGCCGUACGCAGCCGCAGUCAACGUGCAGACGCGCGCCCUGGCCGCGCCUCUCGUCGCCGCUGCCGCCCCCCUGGCCGCUGCCCCCGUCGCCGCCCCCCUGGCCGCCGCCCCCGUCGCCGCCCCCCUGGCUGCCGCCCCGGUGGCUGCACCCCUGGCCGCGGCACCCUUCGCCUACGCCGCCCCCGCCGCGCUGUCGGUGCACCCGCCGGCGUUCGCGCGCUACGCCGCCCCCUUCCUGAUCUAGACCAUUCCUGACUGAGGACGCUGCUUGUUUUCUUUUGUACAUCGCUACUGUUACUCAAUAAAAACCACUGCAACUAA
Molecule: messenger RNA, 509 nt
Organism: Schistocerca gregaria
Lineage: Eukaryota; Metazoa; Arthropoda; Insecta; Orthoptera; Acrididae
Product: cuticle protein 70, isoforms A and B-like
Exons: 2
Coding region: 52-432 (126 amino acids)
Source: RefSeq, a predicted model, not a curated record